UCUUCACUCUUCUAACCAAUUUUUACAGGAGAGAGAGAGAGAGAGAGAGAGAGAGAGCUGUAGCGAAUGUCGUUAGAGAGGUUCAGAUAAUAAGUACAAACACAUAUGUGUGCAUUUAUAUAUACAACUGUGUGUAGACUGUAGAGAGAGAGAGAGAGAGAGAGAGAGAGAGAGAUCACAGGAGAGAUGGCGCAGACGGGGGACUGCGCGAGGAAAUGCAAGGAAGUAGGAGAAGUUACACUAGCAACGAAGACGAGAUCAGCUAUGGAGGUUACGAGCUCAACAGGCUCGUUUAAGAGAAGAAAAUUGGCGUCCGAUGUUCGUGACCACCACCAGUUCGUGAGCAACCGCUGCGACGUCGUGAGUUCGCCGGAUAAUCACUCGGUGUCGGCGCCCGCGAUUUCAGAGGAUUCAGGUCGCGCUUCGGUGCCUCGUUGCUCUAGCAAUGACUCCAGCGAUUUCGUGACGAAACCAGAAUUGAGAUCCGUAGAUCUGAAGGUUGAAUCAUGCGCUGAGGGUUAUGAAACUGAGAUCUCCAAGCUCGUCAAAUGCAGAUUCAGUAGAGAAACGACGCCAUCAAGCGAGAUUUCCGCAGACAUGGAAGAGCUGAAGUCAUCGACGGCAGCGAGUCUCCGGCAAAGACACCCGGAGGCGAAGAUACCGGCUGCGGCGGAGGUCGAGGAGUUCUUUGCUGCGGCGGAGAAGGAGGAGCAAAAGAGAUUCGCAGACAAGUACAACUACGAUGUAAAGAAGGACGUGCCAUUGGAAGGCCGGUACCAGUGGGUUCGGUUAAAGCUAUGAAGAGAGAGAGAGAGAGGACAUUGUUAAAGUGACACGAGAGGCAUGUUUCAUCUUUGAGGAAAGCUACCUUUGUAGUGGUGUACAGCUUUAUGUCUCUAUAUUUAUGUUAAAAGAAGCUCUUCAAAUUCGGGUACAAUUCGUUCAGAGAAGCUUCUUCUGGUUAGUAUGAGAGAACAAUGGGAAACAAUCUCUACGGAAAAAAUUCACACAUUUUGGUGUCUCUUUACUGUGGCAUUCAUUCAUCCUGGUGGGGGUCCCAGUAGAGGCCAGUAAUUUGUUGCGGAGCUAGUUCUAGAAGUUUGUUUCGUGAAAACGAAAAGUGCAUUUUGUUUGAGCUUCAUUUGGCUCUUUUUCCAGGGUUUGUCACUUUGUAUGCAUAGUCAAGCCCAUUUCUUGCAUUAUUGAUUCUACUAGUAUAUAUGUUCUUUGAAAUACAGUAUUAUUAAAGGGCGUGGAAUUUCAUUUGGAA
Messenger RNA from Rhododendron vialii, 1270 nucleotides. Its product is annotated as cyclin-dependent kinase inhibitor 7-like. Gene Ontology annotation, cellular component: nucleus. The record is from RefSeq and is a predicted model, not a curated record. Gene Ontology annotation, molecular function: cyclin-dependent protein serine/threonine kinase inhibitor activity. The coding region runs from base 187 to 801 and encodes 204 amino acids. NCBI's taxonomy places the organism in Eukaryota, Viridiplantae, Streptophyta, Magnoliopsida, Ericales, Ericaceae. The transcript is spliced from 4 exons. Gene Ontology annotation, biological process: negative regulation of cyclin-dependent protein serine/threonine kinase activity.